UUUAUGUAUUGUUAUUUUUUCUCCAUUUUUCUAGAGAUAUGAUUAGAUGGAGACGGCUAAAUGCAAUGGUCUGAGGAUGCUGCCGAUGCCAUAGUUUGUUUACAAGAAGAAGAAGAAGAAAACUGCUGGAAUUCUGUCCCUCUAAAACACUCCAGAAGAGCGCUAUCAAAGGCUGCAAAAUGGCUGAUGAUUGGAAGUCAUGGAGUUUCCGGCAGAAGGUGAUCAUGCAGAUGGAGGAGAUCAUUCGACAAAGUCCGGCACCAGGCCAAAGAAAUGCCCAGGAUAUUGAGCUGCAGGUGUUUCAGAGAGCCACCAAGAAGGAGGAGUAUGUGACACUCAUGACUCGAAUCAUGAUGCACAUGCAAGAUGUGGCCCAGAGCAACACACAGGCUAACAAUAACCCUCACAUUCCUGAAAUUCUUCCUCGUCAUCCUGGGCCUUCACAAAUGAAUAACCCCAACCCUCCAAUAAUGAAUACUACAAUGAAUAUGCAGGGCUCUCCCAGAAUUGGGCAGCCUAUGCCAGCUAACCUCCCAACACAGGGCGGUGAGAUGGGUAACUGGACAACUAACAACCGGCGGAUCAAUGAGAUGCAAAUCUCUGGGGUUGGUAAGAAACAACCAAUUUUAACCAUGUCCCAGCUGGGUGGCCAACAGCCCAAAAUGACACAGAUUCAGAUGACUAUGGCUGCCCAGCCCAGUGGUGCCACACCAAUCGGUCAGGUGGUUGGACGUGGGGGUGCCACCAUGCAGCCUCGGGUACCUUCACCUGGGUUUCCGCGGCAGGGGACACCAACGCCCACCAGUGCCUCCCCCGCACCCUCGUUAUCAGCACCAAACAAUCAGCCAUCUCCUGCUUUUGUUAGUCCCUCACCAUCCUCAGGCAUGGUUCCUUCUCCUGCUGGUGGUGGCACUGGAGGGGGCAUGGGUCGAGGAGCAAGUCAUCUAGGGGCCCCAUCUCCUGGGGGAAUGAUAAACACUCCAGGACAAACACAGCAGCCCUCUCCAGCACCGUCAGCCAUGUCCAACAGCCAGGUGGAGGAAGCUGCCUACAUGGAAAAACUACGACGACUCAAGAAAUAUGUUGCUCCUCUCGGCCGCAUGCUCCAGCGCAUGGGUAAUGAUGACGGUGAAAAGUCUAAAAAGAUGAAACAGCUGUACGACAUGCUACAGAACCCCACACGACGCAUGCCCAUAGAAACCCUUAUAAAGUGUGAGAAAGUUCUAGAACGCCUUGAAAUUCCACGUGAGAAUGAAGCGGAGGCGCCUGUCCCCCCCAGCAUGGAGACCUGCACAGCUGCCCUGGAAGAGGUACUCACCACAGUGCUCAAGUCACCAUGUGCAGCUCACACUCUCCACCGCACACUCUCUCCAGCCCUUUCUGUGCUGCUGGGGCCAACGUAUUCCACCAACCCAGCUACCCUAACUCCUGCCAGUCGACCCCUCCAGCCACCUCCUGAGACUCCUGACAUUAGUGACAUAGUGCAGGGAGAGGUGGCUCGACUCAAUGCCCGGUUUAGGAUCAACUUGGACUGUCAAAUGCCCCCAGGCAGUGAUGAACUGACUCUUAUUUGCCAGCUAGAUGAUCCUAACUUGCCGUGUGUCCCCCCAAUCACUCUCACUGUACCAGCCUCAUACCCUGACAAACCUCCCCGCUGCCACCUCUUGGCUGUUGACUAUGAGAGCACCGAGUUCUUGCGUAGCAUUCGUGAGAGUAUGAGUGAGCGUCUGCAGAGUAUGCCCCCACACUGUUCCCUCACCAUGAUGCUGCACAGCUGGGAGAUGAGUGUGCGCCAGGCCUGCUCACCACAGCCUGCUCUCACAUCAGCUAUUGCCUCUGCCUUGGCCCUUACCUCUGCCGUCUAGUGAGGGUUAGUUACUGGAUGUGGCAGAGGUGGGAAAAAGCAAAGGGUUUAAAAUGUGGAACCAGAACUUCUUUAACUUAAUGGGGUUUGGGUCAAUUUGUAUAAUCUUUGGACACAGAAACCAUUUAGAAGCUCUAAUGGACAUGGGCUAGGGAUGUAUAUUGAUCAGUAUAGGCUUACCAGAGGCAUCUAAGUGAGAGCUCUAAAAUCAGCACCCAAGAACUUGAAGAGAAGAAGGAACUCUACAUUAAUUUGAUAAGGAGGAUGAAGUGUAGGCUGGCCAUGGCUUCUGCUGAAUAUUGUUAUGAUAUUCAUGUGUAUGUACAAUACUGGAUUAUUUAUAACCUAUAUAAAUGCUUACAUUGAUAGAAUACUUUGAAUAUCAUGAAAUAACUUGCAUGACUGCAUUCUAAGAAUUACUUGUGGUAAGUAUAAGAUCUUUCUUUAUUUUUUCAUAUCUCCCAGUAAAGUUAGGCAGCCCUAAUAUGCUCCCAGCCCUCCCACUGUCAACUGAUUAUUACCAUUUGUAUGUAAAAUAUAUUGAUCUGAGUGUACAUGAUGAGGAAGAAAUAUUUAUUAAACUGAAUUAGAUUUA
Messenger RNA from Eriocheir sinensis (Chinese mitten crab), 2459 nucleotides. RefSeq names its product mediator of RNA polymerase II transcription subunit 15-like. Gene Ontology annotation, biological process: regulation of DNA-templated transcription. The coding region runs from base 180 to 1865 and encodes 561 amino acids. NCBI's taxonomy places the organism in Eukaryota, Metazoa, Arthropoda, Malacostraca, Decapoda, Varunidae. Gene Ontology annotation, molecular function: transcription coregulator activity. The transcript has 3 exons. The record is from RefSeq and is a predicted model, not a curated record.